This is a messenger RNA of Pomacea canaliculata, 7216 nucleotides long. Its product is annotated as single-minded homolog 2-like. Gene Ontology annotation, molecular function: DNA-binding transcription factor activity, RNA polymerase II-specific; protein dimerization activity; RNA polymerase II transcription regulatory region sequence-specific DNA binding. The transcript has 11 exons. NCBI's taxonomy places the organism in Eukaryota, Metazoa, Mollusca, Gastropoda, Architaenioglossa, Ampullariidae. Gene Ontology annotation, biological process: regulation of transcription by RNA polymerase II. Bases 1389 to 3803 code for a protein of 804 amino acids. The record is from RefSeq and is a predicted model, not a curated record.
AUCAGCGCGCUCGGGGCAUAGCAGGGUGGCGGUGAUUGACUGCUGGCCUGUCUGCCACUGACACUGGCCCCGCCCACUCAGCAGGCGAUGGCUGACGACGCGCGCGGACACCGACAUCACUUUACACAUCGUGAGAACAGACCAAACGAAAGACAAAUGUUUUCUUAGCUCACGGCGGGUGGCUGGCAUCUAAGCCAAUGAUUCACACCACUGCUGCUCACUUGUGCGGCCAGGCGUGUCAGUGACGUGCAGUUGCUGCACCACGUAGACUCGGUCUGGCACCACGUACGUCACGUACGUCACGGCGACUGUUGAUUGCAUCCUGCGAGAGAAGUGUCGGACCAUCGUCAUGCCAGUCUUGUAGUCGUGUCGCUCGGGUGUGGCGACCAAAGUGCAGCGAUCCGUGACUGAAGGCGGGCGAGUGGUCUGCGAGUGAGUGCCAGUGAUUUGGUUGAUUGGGAGCCAGGUGUCGCCCUGUCGCCUUCUGACCAGCCAGUCGUGUGGGGGGACCAGUCGUCCGAGGGUUUGGGGGAGGGGAGAAGAUGAGGAGGAUACACGUCAAUGACCCUCCAUGUGCCAGAGCGUGUCGGCGCUGCUAACAACUGUGAGUAGCAGAAAUAUUUGUCUGCAAGUGCAGCCAGCCAUUGCCGUGCUGCAGGAACCUGUUUGUAGUCACCUGGCUGAGCGGAGACUGCGUCACACCUAGGAACCUCCGGGGACACCUGUCCCCCUCCUAGCCCCACCCCCGACAGGCACACACCCUCGAGUACCUGUCGUAGUGAGUGCGGAGAGUGGUUCGCUGUGCCCACCAGGACCGACAGUCGCAACAGUCCGCGUGCUGUGUGUCAGUGUACGUGCGCGCGCUCACGCGCUUUGUGUUGGAGUGCGUGGCCGGCAGGUCUUGUUUGUCUAUUGGUUCAACACCUACAGUCUGUGGAGCCGCAAGUCGUCGUCGGUCACAGAUGUGGUGGUUAGUCGUCACCACGGUGCAGUGGAGUACCUGUGCACACCCAGAGCCGAGUGCCGACAAGCUCACCUGCCGUCGCCACCCGCUCCGCUUUGAUCUUUGAUUCCAAGAGGAGAGCUCACCCUACAGACACUUCCGGAUGCCUAGCUGACGACUUACAGUCGGCGGAAAAAUCUUGAUAGUGUGAACCACUCAGUGCCGCCAGUCGCAAGACAGUGGUUCACCUGGAGCCGGAGACAAGCGCAGUGACACCCACUCGUGUCUCUUGUCUCAUCGCGACUGAUCGUCGUCAACACCUGAGUCGGGAGGUACACGGCGCUACACCUGUGACUCGCCAUACCGAGCGGACCACGGGGUUGAGCCCCUCCCUCUGCUUGAUCCUGACUCGCCCGGGCAGGACAAACAUGAACGGGUGGAAGCCAUGAAGGAGAAGUCAAAGAAUGCCGCCAGGACGCGCCGCGAGAAGGAGAAUGCCGAGUUCUACGAGCUGGCCAAGCUGCUGCCGCUCCCGUCGGCCAUCACCAGCCAGCUGGACAAGGCCUCCAUCAUCAGGCUCUCCACCUCCUACCUCAAGAUGCGCGCCGUCUUCCCGGACGGUCUGGGAGAUGCCUGGGGCCAGAGGACUCCACCCAGGACACCCAUGGAGAAGGAACUCGGCUCGCAUUUGUUGCAGACGCUGGAUGGCUUCAUCUUCGUGGUAGCUCCCGACGGCAAAAUCAUGUACAUCUCCGAGACAGCAUCCGUCCAUCUCGGCCUCUCGCAGGUGGAGCUUACGGGUGGAAGUAUUUACGAGUACAUCCACCCAGCUGACCACGACGAGAUGACAGCCCUGCUCACCGUCCACCACCCCUACCACGCCCACAUCCUGCAAGAUAUCGAGAUCGAGCGAUCCUUCUUCCUACGAAUGAAGUGUGUUCUUGCCAAGCGCAAUGCAGGGCUGACCGCCGGCGGUUACAAGGUGAUCCACUGCUCUGGCUACCUGAAGAUCAAACAGUACACCAUGGACAUCGCGCCCUACGACGGCUGCUACCAGAAUGUGGGGCUGGUGGCGGUGGGCCACUCGUUGCCGCCGUCGGCGGUGACGGAGAUCAAGAUGUUCUCCAACAUGUUUAUGUUCCGCGCCUCCCUCGACCUCAAGCUCAUCUUCCUGGAUGCCAGGGUGGCGGCGCUGACAGGAUACGAGCCUCAGGACCUGAUAGAGAAGACGCUGUACCACUACAUCCACGCCUGCGACAUCCUGCACAUGCGCUACGCACACCACACGCUGCUGCUGAAGGGACAGGUGACCACCAAGUACUACCGCUUCCUGGCCAAAGAUGGCGGGUGGGUGUGGAUGCAGAGUUAUGCCACCAUCGUCCACAACAGUCGAUCCUCCCGUCCACACUGCAUCGUUAGUGUCAACUACGUCCUCAGCGAGGUGAUGAACAAGGACUGCCAGAUACAGCUGGAGCAGACCCUGACGGCCAAGGAGCUGUCGCCCUACUCCGCCAUGUCUGAACGCACUCGCACCAGCAGCACGGGAGGCGGGGGAGGCAAGACUCGACCUCCACGCAGCAAGUCUCGCCGUUCCCCCUACCCACAGUUCAGCUCCACACCCGGCGACACCGGCGAGGGCAGCCAGGACUACCAGGACAAGCCCUUCACCGACUACAUGGCCACUGCAGCCACCAGCAGCGACGUGGUCGGGGUGCAGACCUACCACAGCAUGAUGUACGGACACACCAGCGACAGCAUGGACCGCUACAGCGCCCUCUACUCCACCCCAUACCCGCACCCCGGGGUGGCCAUGUACAGAGACGCAGCCUGCGUGUACUCCUACCCCUCCGCCUCCGCCGCUCACCAGCGCUACCUGGACGAUCGGUCUCCCUACCGAGGCUACGAGGAGCGCUUCUACCCAGCCAGGGACCCUGCCGCCUACCCGGGGUAUCUGUCGUCUAAUGCUGCCAUUCAAAGUGCAGCCGUGGCGGCCACGAACUCGCGCUUGAGCCAGGAGGCGGCGGCGGCCCUCAGCCGCGAACUAGCGGCGGCAGCAGCAGCAGCAGCACAGGUGGGGGAGUCUGGGUGGUGGGGGUGGUGGUGGUGGCGGUGGGGUGCUAGGGUCCACCCAGUCAUACGCAGACUUCCGGUCGUCCGGUCAGUGCUCGCGCUCGAGCUCGCGGGACAACUCGUACAGCGCCCAACACUACGCCGCGCCCUACAGCAACCGCUCCGAGUCGUCGGCGUCCGAGGUGGACGUGUGCAGCAGCGAGGAGUACGAGAAGCAGCGGCACUCGGGCGGCGGCGGCCAGCGGAGCGGCGAGCGGUCAGCUGGCGGAACAAGUACGAGCCGCUGAUGGACUCGCAUUUGACCAAGGAGGGGGUCACCUACAAAAGCCACGAACAGCAGAAACAGCAGCAACAACAGCAGGGAGGUAGUGCUGGAGCUAUACAAGCCUUAUCCCCUCCCCUCCACCACCCACAGCGACCACACCACCAACAUCUUCAUCACCAACAACAGCAGCAACAACAACAACAGCAUGUCACGCAACGUGAAUCGUCCGUACCUCACCCCGUCAUCAUGCGUCGUCGCUCCUCCACCUCCACCUACACCACAGCCACCGCCACGGCUACCAGCGACAACAGAAUCGUCACCAACGGCAAUGGUGGUGGUGGUAGUGUUAGUGGUGGCGGCGGUGGUGGUAGUGCAGGAGGUACUGUCACCAACGGCGGUGUCGGAACUGCCGGAGGUGGGGCUGGUGUCGGGUCUAGCAGCACGGACUACAGCAACACCAGUGACAACACAGCCCACAGGCCCCGCCUUCAGCCACAAGUCCCCCUCGGUGGCGACCUCUGGUAGCUUACAUUCGGCAGCAGAGUUAAGGGCGGGGUCGGUGGGGUCAGGUAGCGGUGGAGCGGGUCAGGGGGGCGUCGUCAAGUCCUCCGUGUUAUCCAGCUCCACCUCCGCCAACUGCAGCAACAGCAGCUCCACUAACGGCAGCAGCUGCGUGGUGGGUGCCCUGGGUGGCGCCAUGAGCAGCGUCACUCCCGUCAUGCCCAGCGCCGAGUCGUACCUGGGUGCCAGCAUGCGGCUGGGCAUGGGGGUGGGCAUGGCCAUGGGCAUGGCAGGGACUACCCAGGACUACAGCCAGUGCCUGAAGGCAGCUUGUGGCUACGACAACUACCCGCCCACGGCCAGCAUGUACCAGAACGCCGCAGCCCUGCAGGCCCAGCGCACCUACCCGGUCAUGCCGCAAGCCGGGUACACAAGUGUGAUCGUGGACCCACAGCAGUACCACCUUGCCAACGGUUAUGCCGUUCACUGACCCCUGACUACAAGUCAGCCCGCGAGAGGGCGCGCGUGUAUUUCUGGCAGCCAUGCAGACGAGUUGCAGUCUACAGAAUCGUCAUGUGACGUUUGGUGUCAAACAUGUCCGCCGACGGGUAUACUGGAGACAGCGCCACCUCGUGCUGAACUCACACCAGCAUCCGUAGCAGCGCUGGGGGACGUUUCCUGUUCUGAUGUGUCGAGGGCAGAUAGCGGGGACAUCUAGUGAUUGAAACUAACUGUGCGAAUAGCCACAUCGUGAGCGCGAGUGUGUCUGGCUGUGUGUCUGUCUGGCUGUGUGUCUGGCUGCGACUGGUGAAACGUCGGGGCGAGUUGUAACGUUGUGGACGACUCGGUGAGUGAGUGAGUGAGUGAGUGAGUGGUCGCCGCCUCGAGUGAACUCUGCUGCAGCUGCCUGCAGAGGUCAGAGGUUACUUGAAGGGCUUCAGAAGCCUGACAAGCGGCGUGUGUGCGAUGUUCACGAGGCAAGAGAUGUGAGCAGUGACUGUGCGAACUAACAUAUCCUGUCCUGUCCUGUCUUCAUCCAUCAGACAUGGCGGUAGGUGGGACUUGUGUGAGUGUGGGCAACUUGCAAUGGUUUCAAUAUUUAAACUGAAGGUAGCCGCAGACUGCAUCGCGAGAUAUUUGUGUUUAUGAACAGUAUUUUGAGACUACUCUGUGGUCAAACACAGCUGUGAACAGUGAGAAAUGCGAAGUCGGACACAGCUGUGAACAUUGAUAGGUGGGAAGUCAAACAGCUGUGAACAUUGAGGCGUAAAGUCAUACACAGCUGUGAACGUUGAGAGAUCAGACACAGUUGUGAACAUUGAGGGAUGUGAAGUCAGACACAGCUGUGAACAGUGAGAAGUGUGAAGUCAGACACAGCUGUGAACAGUGAUCGUGAGACCGCUGCUGGCUGUUGCCACGAUGCUGCUGUACUGUCCGUGGUGUUGUGUGUCAAGACAAACAGUAUUUAGUGUCAGUAGGUCGUGUCGUGUAUUACGAGUUCACUGGAGCUCACAGGGGAUCCUCCAUCCCAGCUGCCUUCAGUUGACAAAAUAUUCUAAUUUUCUCUGUCAAAGCGUCUCCUUGUUGCAAUGAAGUCAGUCAGUCCGUCAGUCCGUCAGUCCGACCGCAGAUUGCAUCAGAUCAGCGGUUCAUGUGUGUGUGUGUCUGUGUGGUCUGUACUUGUUUGUGUUUUUGUGUCUGUGUGUCUUAUCGUCUGUCUUCUUCCAAUCCUGGUUUGGUCUGUCAGUCCAUCUGUUCAUCUCGCUUGUGAGGUCAGCAAGUACUUGUGAGGUUCUGGCUGGGUUCCCCCGACACUCGCAAUGGCGACUGACAGAAACGAGAAGCUGUGGAGGGCCUCUGUCACUUGACCUGUAAACAGAUAAAUUACACCUGGUUUACCUGCGUUUUAUUUUGUUUCUUUGUCUUUCUCUCUUCCUCUCCGCGGCACAGACGGCGAAUGAGGAGAGCGAUGGUGUGUGGGCAGGAAGGGGAGCUGGUCACGUGAUGUCCGCCAUCUUGUCGAUGCUGUCCUUGCUACAUUUCUUGAGGGGAACAUUUAAAUUAUUCAACACAUUCCCUGAAUGUUAUGAUUAAUUUUAAUCAUGAUUGAGAUUUCAAAUUCUUAGCGUACCAUAAAGGAGUAAAGUUAGAGUGUAAUCAGUUAAAUGUUAUUUUACAUCUGUUAACGGUCAGUUCUAACCCUGAAGGAAAACAAUUAUAUUAAAUAUCAGGGAAUGUAAAAUCAUGCCAUGUACAUACAAAUCUUUGGAUAAACACACACUUGCACACGCAAGUACAGUUCGGUCUGCUGCAGACAGACUCGCGGACAGCAUUCAUCGUCUGUAACUCAUGUUUUGUUUGUGUCCCAGCAACUCUGUGGAAUGAGUAACUUUUGUGUGAGUAGCACUAGACUUAGUCACCGGGGAGAACUCACCUCACAUGUUCCUCACCUCCACUUUGUGACCACACCUACCACACCCACCACAACCCACCCCAGGCUGCUCACCUCCACUAGAGACUAGACUAGCGAGACGUGAAGAUAUUACUGUUUGUGUUGUUGUUGUUGUUGUUGUUGUUGUGAGCAGCUGUCAAGCUACAUCCCUGUCUGUGUUGUCUGUCGCCAUGGUGUCAACAUGUCAACACACUGACUUGUGAUGACCACCAGACAGCUGCCAUUCUGUCCACGUAUACCAAAGACAAACGAGGGUUGCUACACGGGUUCUGUGCUCCUGGGUCAGAGUUCGCUCCCCUGUACAGCGGCGUCUCGGAGCCUGGCGAGCAUCUCUCCAGCUAAACAUACCAAAGAAGAAAUGUAUUUAUUCAAACAGGUGCCAGGGUCCUGUGUCCGUGUCUGUGUCUGGCACCACGGACCGGCCUGUAAACUACGUUAAUGUUGCUGUUGUUGUCAUGGACUUUAUAUUGUUCAUCGAAAUGUCAUGUUCACUUAUUAAACUGUAGCAGGACACCCCGGGUGUGCACUGAGUGUGUGUCAGCGGACACUUGCAUCCAGCCAUCGGGCCGGUCAGUACAGAGUGCACGAUGUGUCCUUGUCUUCUACCCUCGGGGCUAAGAGACCUCGGGGGCAUCAAUGACGAUGGUUGCGAUGAUGAGUCUGACAGACGAUUGCCAUUGUUACGAGGUUUGCCACUAAUGAUAAUCAGCUGCUGUAGCUCAAACAGGUUUUUGUGUCAGUUAGAAGUGUGGGUGAGGCCAGAGCGAGGUUGUUAGCGACUGUACACGUGAGAAUAUAUUCUAUAUAACAUGUACCCAGUGUGUGUGGGGGACUGCCACCCGUGUCUGCACUAAAUGAUCUUUGCGAGAAUGAUUUAAAAUUAAAGAAAUGAGUUGCCAGACCGCGUGUCACCUCUACUGAGUGUAUUAUUUUAUUUGCAUAAUGUGAAAACUCGCUAAUUAAACACAGAGUUACAGCCAGCCUC